Daucus carota subsp. sativus is the source of this 1350-nucleotide messenger RNA. RefSeq names its product nudix hydrolase 2. Gene Ontology annotation, molecular function: NADH pyrophosphatase activity; ADP-ribose diphosphatase activity; NAD binding. The transcript is spliced from 8 exons. Bases 234 to 1109 code for a protein of 291 amino acids. Lineage: Eukaryota; Viridiplantae; Streptophyta; Magnoliopsida; Apiales; Apiaceae. The record is from RefSeq and is a predicted model, not a curated record.
GUUGGAACUUAAAACUGGUAUAACUUCAGAGUUUAGGCAACCUCAAGUAAAUUACUCUCUACUUUUCCGUACAUUUUCCAAAUCAAUCUCCUCCAUAAACACAUUGCUCUAGCUUUCCUAUAAAUACUACAAGCUUAAUUAGGUCUAUUCAAGUUUUUAACAUCAUUGGUUAUUUGGUUUUGUGUACCAUCUUCAACAACUUAAAAGCAGUACUAGCUUCUUUGUACCGAAUCAUGGCUGUGACUCCUAUGAAAUCAAGCUCUUCAUCGGUGGAAGAAAUAAGCCUUCAACAGGUCGAUAUACUUAAUGCAGCAGAUGAUGCCUUUGGAGGAGUUGUGGUGGAGAUGAAAGAGCCUAUGAAUUCGGAUUUAUUUGAUACUUUGCUUAGAGCAUCAAUCUCUCAAUGGAGGGAACAGGGAAAGAAAGGCAUCUGGCUCAAAUUGCCUAUUGAACUCGCAAAUCUUGUUGAAGCUGCAGUCAAGCAAGGAUUCUGGUAUCAUCACGCAGAACCAACUUAUAUAAUGCUCGCGUAUUGGAUUCCUGAAACUGUUCAUACUCUCCCGGCCAAUGCUUCCCAUACAGUUGGCAUUGGUGCUUUUAUUAUGAACAGCAAAAGAGAGAUUCUAGUUGUCCAAGAAAAUAAUGGCAGAUUCAAAGGCUCAGGCUUGUGGAAGCUACCUACGGGUACUGUUGAUGUGGGGGAGGAUAUAUGUGAAGCUGCAAUCAGAGAAGUAAAAGAAGAAACAGGAAUUAAUGCAGAGUUUAUGGAACUCCUUGCAGUCAGACAAAGCCACAAGGUAUCAUUUGGCAAAUCGGAUCUAUUUUUUGCAUGCAUGUUGAGGCCUCUUUCAUUUGAUAUCCAAAAGCAGGAUUCAGAGAUAGCCGCAGCUAAGUGGAUGCCGUUUGAAGAAUAUGCAGCACAGCCUUAUAUGCAGAAAAACGAACAUUUCAAUUACAUAGCCAAGAUAUGCGCCGCAAAGAUAGAAAAUGACUACACUGGAUUUUGUGCUCUUCCUGCGACAGCAGCCUCUUCUCGGAGGAGGAAGAGUUGCCUAUAUUUCAACAAUCAGGAGGGACUGGUGGUUCCAAGUAACAUCUCAUCAGAGUAAACUACUGCGAACAUUGGAAAGUUUGAUUAAGGAGUACAUCAUAAAAGUUCAAAGUUUAACUCAUUACACCACACAAGUUAUGGCAUAACUAGCCUAAGGAUUUGUUUUAUUUAUAUGCUUCUUUAAUUGAAUUAAGCAUUUAUAGAAGGCAUUAAAAGGUUGUCAUUGUUUUUAUUUAUUUGUACUUUAAUUUGUAAUAAAUUUGGGGUGUGAUAUUUAGAGAUGAAUAAGAUUAUAGCGA